UCUAUCUUCUAUGCAUAUGUUAUCUGUGGUGUCAGUUUUGUGCACAGGUUUUGUGAGUGAGUGAGUUUUGCUUGUGUGUGUCUUGUUUUCAUUUCCUUGAUUUUAUUCCAUCAGAGUUAAAAAUAAAGGUAGGCAGAGUGAGAUGUCGUCACCACGCCCGAAAUCCCCUCGUACUCCCGUGUUACCUAAAAAGGAAGAUAAAGAAGAAUCGUUCUGGGACAAGAUUGGUACCAUUGGUCGCAAGAAGCGCAUAAAAGAAGUUCAAGAUGUCCAGGCUGAAGGCAAGUUUGCUAUUGACUCUCCAGGCAGCCCGACUGCUCCAGAAAUACCACCUGAGGAGUACAGCUUGCAUGACAAUGAAGAAAGAGCCAUAAUCGAGCCUAGAUCUCUUGAUGAUCCUCGAGUGAAAGAGUUGGUACAAGUACUUAUAGAUUGGAUCAAUGAUGAACUUGCCACUCAAAGAAUAAUUGUUAAAGACAUCAGUGAAGACUUGUAUGAUGGUCAGGUUCUGCAGAAACUCCUUGAGAUGCUGACAGGCACCAAACUUGAUGUGCCUGAAGUUACACAGUCUGAAGAAGGGCAGCGCCAGAAGCUGGCUGUUGUUUUGAGAGCAGUGAAUCGGGUACUGUUUGGAACAUCCAAACCGGUCCCUAAAUGGAGUGUGGACUCUGUUCACUCAAAGAAUGUUGUAUCUAUACUGCACUUGCUUGUUGCCCUGGCACGCCACUUCCGUGCUCCUGUACGUCUUCCUGAAAAUGUCAGUGUCAAUGUUGUUGUUGUGAAGAAGGAUACUCCAAAUCAACUGUCUCACAGAACUUUUGUUGAAACUAUCACAACCACUUAUGAUGACUUGGGAAUGAAAUGUGAAAGGGAUGCAUUUGAUGCCUUGUUUGAUCAUGCUCCUGAUAAACUGCAGGUAGUGAAGAAGUCACUCAUAACUUUUGUGAACAAACACCUGAGCAAAGUGAAUCUUGAAGUGAUGGAUUUGGACACACAAUUCCAUGAUGGUGUAUACUUGUGCCUUUUGAUGGGACUGCUGGAGGGAUUCUUUGUGCCUUUAUAUGACUUCCACUUGAUACCAGAAGAUUUUGACCAAAAGGUUCACAAUGUGUCUUUUGCUUUUGAACUUAUGCAAGAUGUUGGACUCGCUAAGCCAAAAGCAAGACCUGAAGAUAUCGUGAAUCUCGACCUGAAAUCUACUCUGCGAGUUUUGUAUAAUCUCUUUACAAAGUACAAAAGUCUGGCUUGAGAGCUAAAUUCAAUUUUCAUCACAAGUCCGUGUUCGUGCCUGAUUUUUAAUUUAAUAAAAAAUAAUUAUUAAUAUUAUAUUAGAAUGUUAAUGAUAUAUUACAAAUAAUGUAUGACGGUGCUUUACCUUAACUAAGUAUAGAUAAAUAUAUUAAUUGACUAACAA
Molecule: messenger RNA, 1414 nt
Organism: Helicoverpa zea (corn earworm)
Lineage: Eukaryota; Metazoa; Arthropoda; Insecta; Lepidoptera; Noctuidae
Gene: parvin
Product: beta-parvin
Exons: 7
Coding region: 143-1249 (368 amino acids)
Biological process (GO): establishment or maintenance of cell polarity; substrate adhesion-dependent cell spreading; cell projection assembly
Cellular component (GO): cytoplasm; actin cytoskeleton; focal adhesion
Molecular function (GO): actin binding
Source: RefSeq, a predicted model, not a curated record